Messenger RNA from Rhinichthys klamathensis goyatoka, 3144 nucleotides. It is a transcript of the gene baiap2a, whose product is annotated as BAR/IMD domain containing adaptor protein 2a. The record is from RefSeq and is a predicted model, not a curated record. The transcript has 14 exons. Gene Ontology annotation, cellular component: nucleoplasm; cytosol. The coding region runs from base 121 to 1725 and encodes 534 amino acids. Gene Ontology annotation, biological process: plasma membrane organization; actin crosslink formation; positive regulation of actin filament polymerization. Gene Ontology annotation, molecular function: cytoskeletal adaptor activity; protein binding. NCBI's taxonomy places the organism in Eukaryota, Metazoa, Chordata, Actinopteri, Cypriniformes, Leuciscidae.
CCGCACGGUAGUGUUGAGCUGAGAUCAGACUCCCGUGGAUCGGAGCAGAGAUCCGCAGCUGACCCUCAUCACACAGACACACUGUUCGGAUAACACAUCACGUGCAGCAAAACACCGUUUAUGGUUUUAACUGAAGAUUUCACCAUGUCUCGCACCGACGAGGUUCACCGCAUUACGGAAAAUGUCUAUAAGGGCAUCAUGGAACAGUACAAUCCCUGUUUGCGGAAUUUCAUCGCCAUGGGGAAGAACUACGAGAAGGCUCUCUCCAGUGUGACAUUUGCAGCGAAGGGCUAUUUUGAUGCUCUGGUGAGAAUGGGAGAGCUGGCCAGUGAAAGUCAAGGAUCUAAAGACCUGGGGGACGUGCUUUUCCAGAUGGCAGAGGUCCACCGGCAGAUUCAAGUGCAAUUAGAGGAAAUGUUGAAAUGCUUCCACAACGAGCUGCUGUCAGAGCUGGAGAAGAAGGUGGAGUUGGACGCGAGAUACCUGACUGCGGCUCUUAAGAAGUACCAGAUGGAGCACAAAAGCAAAGGAGAGAGUCUGGAGAAAUGCCAGGGUGAGCUGAAGAAACUGCGGAGGAAGAGCCAGGGCAGCAAAAACCCCUCCAAGUACGGCGAGAAGGAGUUGCAGUUUGUUGAGACCAUCAGCAGUAAACAGAGUGAGCUGGAAUCCUUCAUCGCAGAGGGCUACAAAACAGCACUUUCAGAGGAACGUAGGAGAUACUGUUUCCUGGUGGACCGUCAGUGCGCCGUGGCCAAGAACAGCAGUGCCUACCACGGCAAGGGUAAGGACUUGUUAACCCAGAAGAUCCCGGUGUGGCAACAGGCCUGUGCAGACCCCAACAAGCUGCCUGACAGGGCCAUGUUGCUCGCCCAGCAGAUGAGCUCUGGAUCAAGCACCCUCAUCUCCAGCCCUCUGCACUCCUCCAAGGGCAACCUUCUCAUCUCAGAUCCCAUUCCUGGAGCACAACCGCUGCCCGUGCCCCCCGAACUAGCUGCCUUCAUGGGUCAUCAGGGGCGGCUAAUGGGUCCUGAUGGCAUGUCUCUGGUGAACGGGACAACAGGGGUCCAUGGAGAUGACUACUGGAACGAGGGAGGGGUCUCUCAGGGAAGACCGCCCUCCCCACCGAAUCAGUCUCAACCACAGAGCCACCCCCAGAGACAGGUCAGCGACGUCUAUUCCAACACUCUGCCCGUCCGCAGGCCUCAGCCCGCUAAAAACAAGACCACUGUGGGAGAGACACGCACUCUGCCUAGGUCAAGUUCUAUGGCGGCUGGACUGGAGAAGAACGGACGCGCUCGCGUACAGGCCAUUUUCUCCCACGCCGCUGGUGACAACACCACCCUGCUCAGCUUCACUGAAGGCGACAUCAUCACCCUGCUGGUGCCAGAGGCUCGGGACGGCUGGCACUACGGGGAGAAUGAGAAAAACAAGAUGCGUGGCUGGUUUCCGUUUUCCUACACUCGAGUGCUGCCUGAGAGUGACGGCGAGAAGUUAAAAGUCAAUCUUCACCAUGGGAAGAGCAGCAGCACAGGAAACCUGCUGGAGCGAGAGGACAUGUCUUUGCCCAUGCCUGACUAUGGUCUGACUGCCCGACUGUUGGCACAGAGCCUAACACAGACUCGACCACGUCCCUACAGCAUGGCAGGCUUCGCACAGCCAGCGCUAGAGGAUUAUGACAGUCAGUUUGCCCCAAGUUCCGAUGGCAAAUUGAUUUCGACAGUGUGAACACAGACAGACUAUCAGACACAGAUCCGGAUAGCACAGGGGCCACGCCCCUACUUCCCUUAGCCCCUCCCCCUCUUAAGCUCUGCCUCCACACACUCCUCCUCCAAUGGAAGGGGCCAGUCUCAUCCCUCCUUUCUGUCCUCUCUUCCUCCCUGCGUCUUGCCGGGGCGAUAGUGGUGGUCGCGUGUGGUGGGUCGGGGGGGAACUCUGAGAAGAACGACCGGAACGCAGUCCAACUGCUCGUCUCGCUGCUUUACGGACUCUGAUUCGCCUGUAGUGACGCCGCUAUGACAUCGCUGUGGACUCCAAAGAGACUGCUUACCACUUCCCGUCUUUCAUGCAUGUGCACAAGUUUUGCUAUGUGGUUGUUUUCUAAAAUGACAUCCUCAUGUAAAAAGUGCCAAAAGCCAAUUGAGUCUUUUGGAGCAGCUCUCCUCAUUGCGAAGCUCUUGCUGAGUGUUUUUUUCUAAGCAGAUGUGAUGGGAGCCUCAUGCAUAAUGAGGAAUGUUUCUUUUUUUUUUUUUCUUCUUCUUCUUUGUGGUUUAGUUGUGCAGAGUGUACUCUCUCUGUGUGUGUUUUUGAAGAGCAUUUGCGUUUUGUGAAUCCCUCAUGUAUUACCUGGUGCUCCUCUGGUCCAGAGGCUGUGUCGCUUUGUGCCGCAACAAACAGCAGCUUAGAUUUUCCUCUGAUUCACUGACGAAAUUGGAAUGAUUCGAAUGAAAAUCGAAAUUUUCCCUCAUUAAACAAGUGCCAAAUGAGAGUGGACCUACGAAACUAGAGUGAAGGUCGCAUGAGCUUCAAAAUACUCGGGUGGGACUGUGCCGAUCGCCCGGACCGGCACCCAUCCGCUCACCCUACAUGCAUGAAAGAAAAGUGCUCUGAGCAGAAACCUUUACCCCCCAAAAAAUACCCCAUUAUCCUGCCUCAGACACCUUAAAGUAUGGGAUCAGAAUGGUAUUAUAAUGAAUACUUCCGCCAAUCAAAUGAGAGUUCAGUACAUUGGACAAUGCUGAUGCAUCCUUUGUGAACUUUUAUUUUAUGAAUAUCAAUUGGGUUACACAUUUAUGUAUCAUAUUUUUGUUGAAUAUAUUCAUUUGAGCCUAUUCUGAGCCCAUAUUGAAGUGCCAACAGCCCAUGUCUUUAAAACAUUCCCAUUGUAGUAUGUUUCCGUGCAGUUUUAGGAUGCUGACUGACAGAUCCUCUGGAGCUGUGGUGUAGUCCUCGCUGUGUUGAUGUUCUUUUGUUUCUUUUCUUUCUUUCUUUUUUUCUUGGAAAAUAUACAAACUAGGUAAAAUGCACAAGAAAUCAGUGUAACAAUCACAAUAUGCAUGCUGAGGAGGAAAAUAGUGAACAAUUGACCUUGAAUGUAUGGUGACUUUUUACGAAAAGAAGAAAUAAAUAUAUAUAUAUAUUAAUAAA